This is a messenger RNA of Stereum hirsutum FP-91666 SS1, 1683 nucleotides long. RefSeq lists its product as uncharacterized. NCBI's taxonomy places the organism in Eukaryota, Fungi, Basidiomycota, Agaricomycetes, Russulales, Stereaceae. The transcript has 4 exons. The record is from RefSeq and is a predicted model, not a curated record. The coding region runs from base 1 to 1683 and encodes 560 amino acids.
AUGACUUCCAGACGAGACAAGGCUACUGCCACCCCUUCCAAAGGUAGCGUUGGGGAUGGCCCGGCCUGGCGCCGCCCCGUCACUGAUGAAGUUCACACCAGCGUGAUCGCGGACGUCGUCGCCUCAUUUACUUCUUCCCUCGCCGAUCCCGCACACCCCACUACAUGUGGCAAGCACAUCAAUGGCUGUCUUAUUUCGUUGAAGAAUUACGUCGGAGGCGCUGCCAUCUUCACAGAACUUCGAACCAAUCAUCACCAGUUCUAUGCCACGUGCAUGUCGUUCCUUUCCUGUCCGCCCAACAGUGACAGGGUCGCAGAGGAGCGGCAACGGAAACUCCAAACCUGCAAUUGCAACCUGGCAGACGACGAACUUUCUCAAGUUCUUCAUACUCAGGGCAACGGCCAAUUCCCCGACUUGAUGACUGUUUUCUCCAACAUUUGCAUGUUCGUGCAUGCCGCCUUGGGAGUGGCUAAGGCUGAAGGAAACGUUCACAAGGUGGAGAUGAAUCAGAGAAAAGCUCUUGAAAAAGGGCUGAAGGCUCCUCUCUGGCCCGUCGAACCCCUUGAUCUGUUUCCCCUGGGACCAGAUCGUACUAGUCAGGCCUUGGAGAAAUGGAUCAGACGCUACCCGCUCCCUCCGCUGCUCGGGCUCCUUGGCUCCUACCUCGAGAUCACCAAACAGGCUUUCCUCCCUCACUUCAUUUCCUCUUCUUUUUUUCCCGGGUUCUUCGUUGACGCGAUAAAGAACGAUAUCUACGAGAAAUGGAAGCAGCUAAAGGACGUCGACGGGUCAUAUUGCGCAGAGAGUCUCGCCUACCUCAAAGAUGCAGCUUUGGUCCCUCGUCAACUCAUGAAUCUCUGUACAGAGGGGCAGAUUGCCCAGUUGGCUCGAAAAGCCGAAGCUCAAGCAGGUUCUAUCGUCGAGCUCUGCGGCUUCGUCCACGAAUGGUUGCCGAAACUGAUCCUUUCGAUGAUCUCGCCCGAAGCCAUCUCGACGUACAGGGCCGUCAACAUUAUGAAUUCGGAGACGACACAAAGCGACAUGCGUUACAUAGCGACUAUCUUCCUUGAGUUCGGGGCGUUGACUCAUGCCCGUCUUGAGCAGGAGAAGGAUCCGAAGGGCACGGCAUUUCAGACGUUCAUGAGUUUUUACCACGACCAGCGGUGUUAUGCUCCCGGUUGUGAAGAGACGUACGCGGAGGCGGGCAGAAAGUUCGCGUCGUGCUCUGGGUGCAGUCGGGUCCCAUAUUGCUCCAAGUCAUGUUUGGCAGCGGCGUGGAAGCAUCCCCGUAUUCCUCACAAAGCGGUGUGCAAAUUGAUUCGUGAGCUGGCCGACAAGAGUGGUAUUCCGGCCCACCCUGUUAUGGAGAAUCGAGAUGCUUUCGUCAAAGCCAUCAAAGGCGACGAAUACAAUGAGCUCGUUGUCGCGGUAUCCCGCCAUUUUCAAGUCUUGCGCAAGGAGCUGUCGAAGGCUGAAACCCUUGUGAAGCUCAGAGGAAUGUCUUCCAGGCGUAGGACCACUCGCACCAGCGUUAACUUAGAUGCCGGGGCCAAUACGCCAGACACUUCGAGCGUAGUGUCCUCCUUCGUCUCGUCUCUUUCCGACCCUACGAAUCCCACCACUUGUAGCAAGCACCUUGUUGGGUCUUACGAAGACUGGGAAUUCUCCUCGUUCAGCUCGUGA